AAAUAAUCUGAAAUUAAUUUCAGGAGAAAGAGACCACCACUGGAGGUGCUGUUAUAAAGGUAUAAACGCUUACUUUACAUUCCGAAGGAGGGACGUGCGCAUUCCGUGCUUCGGUUGUCUUCUCUUCCCAUCCACCACAACCGUAACAAUGGCUCGUGGUCCUAAAAAGCAUCUGAAGAGGCUUACAGCCCCCAAAUCAUGGAUGUUGGACAAGCUAGGUGGUGUGUUUGCACCAAGACCAUCCACUGGUCCUCACAGGUUGCGCGAGUGCCUGCCCAUGGUGCUUCUCCUUAGGAAUCGUCUCAAGUAUGCUGUGACAAACACUGAGGUCACCAAGAUUACAAUGCAGAGACUUAUCCGCGUUGACGGAAAGAUUCGCACUGAUAGGAACUACCCAACAGGCUUCAUGGAUGUUGUAACCAUCAAGAAGACUGGGGAACACUUCCGUAUUCUCUAUGAUGUAAAAGGCAGAUUCAUCCCUCACCGCAUCACUGAUGAAGAAGCAAAGUACAAGCUCUGCAAGGUGAAGAAGGUAGCUGUUGGACCAAAGGGUGUACCCUUCAUUGUAACAUCUGAUGGGCGUACUUUACGUUACCCUGACCCCCUUGUCAAGGUAAAUGACUCCAUCUUGUUUGAUUUGGAGACCAAGAAGAUGAAGGAUUUCAUCAAAUUUGAAUCUGGUAACUUAUGCAUGAUCACUGGAGGCCGUAACUUGGGUCGUGUAGGAACAAUUGUAUCCCGUGAACGACAUGCUGGUAGCUUUGAUGUUGUCCAUGUUAAAGACUCUGUUGGCCACACUUUUGCUACUAGGUUGAACAAUGUGUUUGUUAUUGGUAAGGGUACCAAGGCUUACAUUUCCCUGCCACGUGGUAAAGGCAUCAAGUUGACCAUUGCCGAGGAACGUGAUCGUAGGUUGGCUAGGAAAACCAACUAAAAUAAAUAUGUGAAGUGAAA
Messenger RNA from Macrobrachium nipponense, 954 nucleotides. RefSeq names its product small ribosomal subunit protein eS4-like. Gene Ontology annotation, cellular component: cytosolic small ribosomal subunit; ribosome. Gene Ontology annotation, molecular function: RNA binding; structural constituent of ribosome. The record is from RefSeq and is a predicted model, not a curated record. Lineage: Eukaryota; Metazoa; Arthropoda; Malacostraca; Decapoda; Palaemonidae. Gene Ontology annotation, biological process: translation. The coding region runs from base 149 to 934 and encodes 261 amino acids. The transcript has 6 exons.